This is a messenger RNA of Patella vulgata (common limpet), 7791 nucleotides long. RefSeq names its product tight junction-associated protein 1. Bases 244 to 1203 code for a protein of 319 amino acids. NCBI's taxonomy places the organism in Eukaryota, Metazoa, Mollusca, Gastropoda, Patellidae. The record is from RefSeq and is a predicted model, not a curated record. The transcript has 8 exons.
UCCAUGUUUUCUAAUGUUUACGUGUAAGGUGAUGCUCUGGCCCUAGCUUAUAAUAUUUAAAAAGAUUUAAGUUAACUAUAUAUAUAUAGUUAUGUUGGUGGAAUGAGUUAGUGGUUUAUUUUUUCUGAACCUUGUUUCAUUUGUGAGAAAACGCCAUUAGAAGAGACACUGUAGACAGAGGAGAACUGAAUGAAGGUGUUGUAAAAUCAUUACUUUGUGAUUUAAUGUUUGAAAUUGAAGAUAAUGGACUUGAAACAUAAUCAUCGGAGAGCUGGUUCAGAAGUAAUUAUCCCAAGUAUGGCCUAUACUUGUAAGGAAUGUGGGUGUCAAUGUAAAACUUGUGCAUCUUCAAGUCUGGAUCUGCACCAACAGAUUGAAGAAUUACAGAGCCAUCUGGUGAGAAGUAAUAAUCAUAUAUCGCAAGUUGAACAUGAAUUAUUAGACAGUAAACAAAUAGCUGAUUGGGAACUACUUAAACUGACAGAUGAGUUUGCUAAACUACGAGACAGAUAUGACCGGUUAUUAGACAGUCAUAAGAGAAUGCAAAAAGUCAACAAUGAACUUGAAGAUAAACUACUACGAGUUGUUAAUAAAUUUGAAACUGAGAAAACUGAUUUACAACGUGAAUUAGCAUCUACUACCUCUAAACUAGUUGAUGCUAAAUUAACAAUCUGUGACUUAGAAGAUGAAAAUGAAAGAUAUAGAAAAGAUUGUAAUAUGGCUGUACAGUUAUUACAGUGUAAACCGUCUAAUUUUAUAGCUCAUAAAUUAGACUGUCUUCCCAUAGAUUUACAAGAUCGUGUUAAAAAGCAUUUAUCUAGUGAACAAAAAAUAAACAUGGAAAACUCUUCAGCAAAGGAGUCCAAAUUAAUACGUGUACCCAUAGCAACAUUCCCUCCAACAGCUAUGGUGUAUUCAGUGAAUAAUCUACAAACAAAAAGUGAUGUGGAAUUGGGUUUAGAAAGGGGGAAUAAUGGUGAAACUGUUCCUAUGACGUUAAUAGCCAAAGUUUUGACACAACCAGACCCCAAACACAAGCCCCAGAGGACUUAUAUUUGUUGGAAAUGUAAAAAAGAUGUUGUGAAUAUUGAUAAAGAAGUGCAAGUUAAUACAGUCAAAGACAGUGACAGUAAUAGUGCUUCAAGAUUUUGGAGACAGAAUGAUAAUAGACCUCGCUUAGAUUCCACAGAAACAGAAAUAUAGAAAGAAAUUGGUAAAAAUGAAAGUAAAUGUUAGUUUUAUGUUAUUGAGUGAAAUGUUGUUAGAUCUGAAUAUGUUGUAGGCUGUAUGAAUGAAUGCAUUAAUUAAUUUGUUUUAAGGUGAUGGUAAAGUGAUACCAUCUUGAUAUAACCCUAGAUUGGCCAAGAACAAAGCCCAGCUUAGGCAUGGGCCUGACGGGCCCAGGCCCCAUGCCCCGCAGUUCAUGGCAAAGAGAGAAAAAAAAUUAAAUUCCAGAUGAAAGUUUCACGGUAAUCGAUCUAGCAGCGCGAGGGUGGAGACUGAGCUAUCCCUCAACCUUCUCUGUGAAGUUCCACUCGGUGAUCGGUCUAGGCUUCUAGCGGCGCGAUGGGCAGAGACUGGGUGAGUCUGCAAUCCCUCAACUUUCUCUGUGAUUUCCGCACAUUGUAUGCCAUUCGGAACUGAAUAGAUUUCAUAUGUGAUCAGAUAUUACGUAAUUAUUCUUGUAUUACAGACCAUUUAAUUGUGUGUUACCCAACGCUUGCCAUUCAAAAGGAUUUGAAAUAAUCUUUUCGUCGCGUUAGGGGCCCCACGAUUCUAGUCAGGCCCAGGACCCCGCUGGGCUUUGGUCAAGAAAUGAUGAAAUCAAAAUUAUUGUUUAUAUAACGCACAGGUGUACGAUUUAAAAGGACGCUGGCUUUGAUGGAUUGUUUUAUGAGUGAUGUAUUUUAUUUUGGACUGUAAUAUCCUUGGACCAUUUUACUGUGUCAGAAAGGUUUACAUUUACAUUUGCAGGUACCAUUGCAAAAUAGUGGUACUUUAAAUUGUGAACUUUAAAUGGCCAUAACUUACAUUAUGAUUAAUGAUUUUAAUUAUUUUUGGACCAUCAAAAACUAUUUUUAUUUACACCCACAUUUUCAUUUGGACAUAUACUAAACAGCAAAAAAAAAAACCGAUUUCAAAAUCAGAGAGGCACUUUCAUCAAAUCAUUCUAGUAAACGACUUAAAAUGGAUCAAAGCAAUUUUUUGUGAACAGUAUGUUGACACAUUAGUGAUUAAUUCAUCACAAUUCCAAGACAUUACAAGGUUUAGAGUCUGUACAUAGUCUAUACAUCAGUAUCUGGUGUGUUAGCCGCGAAUGUCAACAGGUAUGGGGGUGCAAUUUAUAGGGCUGGUCCCGAUGUGCAGCAUGAGUUACAUGAAAAUCAUGGAGAACACAUUACCAUCUCAAAAGUCAGGUUGCAUUUUUGAGAACAUUUCCUGGGUUCAAUUCUAUGUUUGGGAAGGAGCCUUAUUUCUCAGGUAAAUUUGGAGAUGUGGUCACAAAUAUACAAUCAAAAUAUUUGGCAAGUUUUAUGCAAUGCGUCUAUUCAGUGUAACAUACCAACCUGACGUUUCUUUUGCUGCUUAGUAUAUAUUUUCAUCGCCCCCUGCCCAUUCUUCCACAUGUUCGUUCACUUUUUUUAUUGCACCACAAGACACAAUUUUUAUCCAAUUUUGAAGAAAUUUGAGAUCUUGGUUCCUUUUGAUAUUGGCAUGCCUUCCAGAGAGUAACUUCAUGGAUUAUUGCCCCUGAUUGUACGAAAAUAGUGUUUUUAGCUUGUGGACCAUCUAGAGUUCACAAUUUUUUUCAGAUUUUAAGGACACUUGAUUAUAUGUUUAUAUCCCAAAGAUCUCAUUUCCUUUUAAUGUAAGCACCUAUUCAACCGUAACGAACCACUGGGGUACACCGGAAGCCACCACAUAAGGGCUAGAAGUAAAGGUCUAGGAAAAAGAUACUAUUUCCUGAAAAAAUCUUGAUUUUGCCAAUUUUCAAACCUCAGUAAAAAAAACAAAAACACUGGAAUCACUUGUGUAGUUUUAUAAAUAUUAUUUUUGUCUUGUUCACAUUCUAAUUAACCAGGAAGCAACUUUUAUUUUCAUGUAUAACUUUUUUCCAUGAAAAUAAAAAAAAUGAUAAAAAGCCACAUUUUGUUUGAACGUUGAUAGACGGUAGCACACUCUAAAAAAAAUUUUUAUUCUUUUAUUUAUUUAUUUUUCCAUUUUUUUCUCAUCAAUUCCAACAUAAGUAACCCCUUAACUUUUAAAAAUUUUGCAAAAUAAGGUCCACCAGAUCUUGGUUCCUUUCGAUAUUGACACAAGUCAGACCGUAACAUCCUAGAUAAUGGCCCCUGAUUGUACGAAAUAUUGCUUUUUCUUUAGCUUGUUCUUUGUUCAUCUUCAGCAAAAUGUGGGUGUAUCUUGCAUGGCAACUGCUUAUUUUAUCGUCUAUCAUCUGAAAGUCUAUUUUUGUCUCAAACAUUGGGUCUUAAGUUUACAUUUGUCAAUUUUCUAACUGUUAAAGGCGUUCACAUGUACCUAUUUAUAAAGCUUAUUUAAAGACUUCUGUUUCAAAGUGUAAAUGGUUAACUAUUGUUUGAUUAUUCAAUCUAAAUGUUCCACAUCUUUAAGCUGGAAAUUUAAAAAAUUUGUGUCAUUAAAUCUGUGGUAUGAGUGAUAAAAAUACUUUAUAUAUUAUAUGUAUAAAGAUUUAUAAAAUAUAUAUAUAAAUUAAAUUGUAAAUAGAUCUGUUACUAGCAUAAUACUUAAUGUACUUCUAGUUAUACAAAAUAGACUAUAUUUCUAAAUAGAUAAAAUACCAUUUUUUGAUAAAUUAACUUACAUUUUAUAAUGUACUUUUUGAUUAGUCAUAAUAUUUUAGAAGCAAUACUGUUUUUUUUGCAAUCUAUGUACUGUUUUCAUGCAGAACUGUUAUUUUGGUGCCAUAUAGUGUGCAAUCUAAUAGCUUUACUAAGGUUAAUUUCACAAACUUGUUAUAUAUUUAUUUAAUUCUGAUUCAAUUCCUUGAUACUCUUUAAGUUAUUUUAUUUUCAGUAUUAAUUUUAAAGGUUGAGGGUGAUGUUCUCCAGCAGUGACUUAAGAAAAGCACAGUUCCUUAAAUAAUGAACACAAUUCAUUAAGGUCAGGCCCAUUUGCAAUAUAGAUGGUUUUCUAGACUUACGGUACAUCUUGAACUAUUAAGCCAUGCUGUUGACUGUACUUGGUUCUCCCAUAACUUUUCAGAUCUUAAUCUCAGUUGGAUAAAUUAACAUUAUCUACAUCAACAUGUAUAGUGUGGUUAUAGCCAAAAUUGUCCUGGUCACAACUGAAUCUUGCACUGUUGAAUGAAACAUUGUAUUUAUUAAAAUAGCUAACUUGUAUUCCAGUUUUUAUGGCUGUAACAAUAGUUAGUUACAGUUUAAUUUAAUGGUAACUUUUUUUAUUGUGUGAUAUGACUUAUGACUUUUUAGCAUAAUUAUGGUUGGUUUGAGAUUAAUAUUUAUUUUUGUAACUUACCGGUAUUUCAUAAUUAAAAUAACUGUCGACUUUCUGCAAUUAUUUUAAGUCAUUUUCAGAGUUUUUCACUGUCACAACUGGUACUAACUUUAUAAAACAUAAUCUGGUGUUCUUCUAGAAUUGCAUUAAUAUUUUGUGUAAGAGGAAAUACCUGGACUUUUAAUAUUAUAUCCAUGUUGAAAUUAGUUACAAUAAACUGUACAGUAAUAUGUAAUUCUGUUUGUGCAGUAAAUUUUGCAAUAUUAAUCAUUCUGUUAAAAGAUUCUAUUUUGAAUAUAAUGCUCUUAAUUUAUGUCAUGUUCUAGUCUCUGAUGCAGUGGGGUGUAGAGAGCGAGGCAAUAGCCCUAGGCAUCCAUUUCUUCAGGAGGGGUGGGGGCAUUCCAUCAAAGAAUAAAUUGAAAUAAAAAUUAAAUUUGAAAUUAUUCCUGUCAACAUAGUUGUACAUGCUGCCCUAUAUAAAAAGUUUAUUUCAUCUGUUUUUGCAAAAUUUAAAAUAUCUUGGAAGACAUAGUCAAGGGGUUGGCUCUAUGCCUCACCUUAGAUCUGCAUGCCACUGGUCAAAGCCAAAGUUGUUUUGUUUUAUGUUAUAAGUUAUGAUGAAUUGAUAUGAUUUAGUAAUAUUGACAGUACACUUUAGCUAUUAGUAAUAAUAACUGUAUAUUUUCAGUAGUAUUUGUAUGAAUUAUAAAGUAACAAUCAUUGUGUAUUUCCAGAUUUGUUUCAAUAUAGAAUACAUGUAUUCAGAUAAUGAAAAUGAAUAUCAAUUCUUAUUAUUGUUCCCAGUCUGUCUGUAUGUCACAUCUUUUGGAACCCAAUGUCUCUGUUUUCAAUUAAGGUAGAAUGUUUGUACUUGGUGUAAAAUGUUUAUUGAUUUUGUGUUUGAUGAUUAGAACUUUCUGCUUGGGUUAAGCAGUGUGAUAUGCAGUUUGAUUGGUUGAAACUUCGGAACGUGACAGCUCUGAUUCUAAUUAAGUGAGGGUGUCGAAAGUUGAUCUAUCGUUUUAUGAUGAGCAUUUUCCUCUUAGGCUAAGCUAUUUGCUUUGUCAAUUUUUGGACACACAUUAAUUUCGAUUCUAAUGGACUAAACGCAGUAAUUGCUAUUUCCCUUAUCUCAUGAUGGGUAGUGCCUAGAUCUGGCUGUUUCGUACCUAGUUCAUUCAUACACAAAUUAUGGUCAAUAAUCCCUACUCACUCAUAAAUUAUGUCAAUAAUCCCAAACUCACACAUCAGAAUGGUUCAGUAACAGUAUUUGUUUGUUUUUUUUCAAAUAUCAAAUAUAGUCAAUAUUCCCAACUUACUCAUCAACUGUAAAAUUUUAGCCAUGUCAUGUCUUACCACUCAAUCGCAAAAGUAAUCUAGGUGACGUAAUCACAUGCAUGUUCUAAUUCUAAUUCUAAUUCAAAUCAUUUAAUUAUGCGGUAAGGUUUCACCUUUAUUUCAGUUUAUUUCAACAACAUAUAUAGGAAAGGUAUGAACCAAUUUGAGGUACGAAUGAACUAGGUACGAAACAGCCAGGUUACGAAACAGUUCGCAUUCAUGAUGAUGAAAUAGACUUGAAGUACACUAGACGGUGUUGCAUAGUGGACCUUUAGAAUUUGUUAACCAGAUUUUCAUGUUUGCAGUCCAUACCACAUAAGUAGAUUUAUAGAUAUCUCAUUCAUCUUUAAAAAAUGUCGUAACUCUCAAGGUCAUUUACAUGGUCAAAAUAAAGCUCUUACUGCAGCCUAAAAAGUUUACAAAGUAGGUGUGUUAAUAUUUACAAUCUUUUUACAUAUCCCUUCUUAUCAAAUAAACCAACAAAAUUUAAUUUUCUCAGCUUUAAGAAUUUUUGCUUUGGACUUAUUAUUAUUUUUAUCAAUAACGAAAAUUUGUUACAUUCAUUCAAUUAAUGUCAAUUUGCUUUUAACAAUAAUGCCAGUAUCUGAAUAGUUACAAGAUUCGGGCAUGAUAUUUUAUUGGUCACCCCUAAAUUACUGAAUCCUUUGAGACAUUUAGAAAAAAAAAAAAUUUUUGGCAUUAAUUUAUAGAUAAUAUUAAUUUAUAGACCAUUCAUCUUGUAAUUAGUUAAAAUACCCCGAAGUCCUUCCUUUUCUGCAUUUUUUGGGGAAAAAAAUAUUUUGCCUUUUUUUAGUCGCCAAAAUGAAGUGCCCAAAAUAAAGUCCUCCUCCUCACCACCCCUGCCCAUAUAUUAUUUCUUAAAACAUGAAGAUCACCUUUUUCAUUUCUGAAUACUGUUCCCAUACUAUGGCAUAGGCUGCCAGUCUAUUCUUUUGUUUGUGAUGCCAAUGUCAGAAACCAGACGUCUCAGGUUUCGGCCUAUAUCUGCUAUAAUAGAUUUUUCGGGCAUCGAUCAUUAUUUGUUUCAUCAACUUUUCAGAAACUGUUAUUUUUUUAAUUGACUAAUGAAUUUUAAAAUGAAUGUAAAAAAAAACGAUGUGUAGUGCCACUCUUAAGAGUAGUCACUCUGCUUUAUGUCCGCAACAAUUUUUUGUUUGUGUGCACAAAUAGACGGACAGUAACAACACGAUGACGUCUCUUAACAUUAAUAUUGUCGUCCGUUUUUAUAACUUCAAAAGCCUGAUUUUGCUCUCGAAUAAAUACCAGGGUCAUUUUUCAUUUUCACCUGAAAAACACGCGUGGUUGUGUCUUGGUGCAGUCUGGAUCACCCCAGUCCCUAGGCAAAUUUCGCAUAACGGAUAGGUUAAUGAAGGGACUGGGUGAUACCAAUAUAGACGUCAUUCGGUGAUACCAUAGAGGUGUAUUAUAUUCUCAAUAUAAACCUCCAUGGGUGAUACAGACCGUUACUAACAAAAACAAUAGGGAAUUCCUUUGACCUCAUUUCGCGUUACUUCCGGUCCGACGAAGUUGAUAAUCACCACGCGAGAGCUUUCAGGUUUGAUUUGUAAUUAAUAACAAUGUAAAUGACCAAUUUAAUUACAUUGGAAGAUGUAUAAAAAGAUCAAAUAAUGUCUCGUUGGCAAUAAAAAACGAUGGGAAGUGGUAGAACAAGUGAGUAUUGUCAGAUGAUAGCAGACGAAAUGUCGUCAACUAGCAAGAAAAUAUAGCGGGUGAUAUACUUGAUAAUACUGUAAUAUACAUUGAUAAUACUGUAAUAUAUAUAUAGUCAAACAGUAGUAAGAAGUUUUAUUUUAAUCACCUCAAUUUCCUGUGACGUCAAACGGUGACGUCAUAUUCUUAUGCGCAAUAAAUACCUCGGUGUAGACUAGAAUAACCAGACGCUAGAGAUUGCGAUUCGAUUGAGACUUCUGGCGUAUC